AAUCAAAGCUUUGUUGCUGUCAUUCUGUCGUCUUGUUGAGCCGCGCACUGUCAAUCACACGUAUUGCAUUGUGCGUUUCGCUGACAAGCUGUGGUGUGUGUUGUAUAUCGUUCUAAUGUUAGGUUAUUAUUUAGUGUAAGAGAUAUAGAUUUACCUUUUGAUUCUUUGAUGAAUGGAUUUGAACUCGUUCCUUCGAAUGUGCAGUACAUAUCCCCACCGCAGUAGUGAUUGGUCCAACGCUCCUCCGCUGAUAGACACGCAACUAUAGCGCUAUAUAAACCAUCAGGGACGCGGGAUGGAAAACGCAAAACGUCCGAGGUUCAUCGUUCAAAUGAAAAAUGGGAAGGCUGUAUUGUUACCGAUCAAUCAAGCAUCCUCUACUCCGCCAGUUGAAAUAAACUCCUAUCAUCAUUUACAUCCGGAUGUUUUGGAAGAUUUAUCCUCGUGCUCAGAUAAAACACAAACAUACGAAGAACAUAACGAAAAUUUCAUCCAAACACCGAGCACCUCACGACAACACUUGCAAAAAAACCCACUUCCGAAGCAAAAAUCCUGUUCAACACAAACCAAUAGACAACCUGAAGGAGAUUAUUUAUGGAACGAAAUUAUCAACAAACUGGACUUAAUACAACAGGAGCAAAGACAGCAAGCAGAGAUAUCAAACAAGAGAAUAACAGCUUUGGAAGGACAAAUCAAAUUGAUGCGCUCAGAAUUCAACAUUGUCUCUGACAAAUUGAUUCCUCGUCCAGGGUUUGUGGCUGUGUCGAGUUUUGAGUGGGAACCACUAGCAAACAAAAAUGAUCUGGACACGCUUGAAAAAAGAUUGUCGGAACCUGAGUUUAGAAAGAAUUUCAAUGACUAUUUAGAAACUCGUCUACCAUCAGAUUGUUCAGAAGAAAGGAUGCAUGCGGCUAUGGACAUAAUAUUUACAAAGGAGCUAGUGACUCAAAUCACGUGGACGGGCAUAAGUCGUCCCAUUGAAAAAAUAUGCUUUUUCGAAUACAAAAAUAUAUUAGGCAAUUUAAAGACAUAG
Anopheles merus is the source of this 1033-nucleotide messenger RNA. RefSeq lists its product as uncharacterized. Lineage: Eukaryota; Metazoa; Arthropoda; Insecta; Diptera; Culicidae. The transcript is spliced from 4 exons. The record is from RefSeq and is a predicted model, not a curated record. Bases 296 to 1033 code for a protein of 245 amino acids.